Molecule: messenger RNA, 2364 nt
Organism: Ostrea edulis (European flat oyster)
Lineage: Eukaryota; Metazoa; Mollusca; Bivalvia; Ostreida; Ostreidae
Product: transmembrane protein 143-like
Exons: 6
Coding region: 56-1642 (528 amino acids)
Source: RefSeq, a predicted model, not a curated record
UCCAUUUUCACAUUUGUUUACAAAAUCUGUUUGAUGUAGGCUCGCACAAAACCUAAUGAUGGCAGCCCACUUUCUGAAAUUAAAGCAUCUGCAAUGUUUAAGGCAAACGAAGCAGCAGCAUGUUUUCAAGCAGAUAUCAAGUGUGGUUGCAGAUAGGGCACCCCUCAUUAGUGUACUUUCGAAACCACAGUUUGUUUCCAUGACAACAAGUAGUCAGACCAAAGAAAAGGAAAAUCCAGAUUCGGCAGCAGUCAGAAAAACAGAUUACAAGGCAGAGGUGACGCAAGUGGAACAAGAACCAGAUGAGAUUGAUUUGUACAGAGAGAAGUAUAUACCCAUUACUAGAAGAACACUGAUAAGGAGAAUCAUAGAGGAGAAGAAUUUACUGACGGCACAGGAACAGAGGAAGUUUGACGAGUUUGCCAUUGCUUUGGACUCUGCCAUUGUCCAAGAGUACCAUGGCGUUCUGAAUGAACUCAAGACGUUGUUUGACCCAGUCAAUCCAGAUAAAGACACAAUGCCUUCACAACGGUUCACUCGCACAGAGAGGUUAGACAAUGAAUUCUGGCUCCUACAGAAGCUUGAAGAUGUUAUGGAAAAGGCGAAUUUCCAUAAACUGUCAGAUGAUACUGUGACUAAGGCUCUACAAGAACACACAAAUCAAGGCAUCAGGGUGAAAGUAGAUAAAGAUCAGUACAACAAAUUAAGUAUGUGGAUUCUGGGGAAGGAGGUGGUCCCUGUCAGUGUGCCAUGGUACAAAUCUCUGUUCUCUAAAAAAUCGGAACCAAAGAAACCAAAACCAGAAUAUCUCAAAAGAGUGGUCGUCAUCUGUCGGCUCAAAGGAGACCACAAAAUUAUGCUCAAGUGCUUCAAAGAGGUCCCUGCAACAUCUCUUGAGAUGCUUCUGCCAUCCGGGCGAACGAGAAUGAGCGUAGGGGACAAGCUUCUCUUGGCAGGCUCCACCGCUGUAGGACUCUUCACUGUUGUUGGGGAGGUCACAUUAUUUUUAGCUUACAGUAAAUUAUAUUUUAUGAAUCUAGUGCUUCCAACCGUGCUAGCUUCACUUCUGACGGGAACGAUGGUGUUGUUUAACUACACUACCAAAAGUAAGAAAUACCUGGAGGACUUGCAUAGGAUUUCUUAUUUUAAAACUGUAGCCAACAAUCGGGGAUUUCUCGCUUUAAUGGUGGACCGAGCUCAGGACGAGACAUUUAAGGAGGCCCUGAUAGUGUAUCUGUGCAUUCUAUCCCACCGACCCCCAGGAGCAAGACAGGAAGACACCGGUUACUACCAGAUGGUUAUUGCAGAACUAGGUGGAACAACAGAAGAGGUGAUAAACAAGUGGGCAGAAGACUGGGUCGUCAAAGUGACCGGGAUUCCAGUAGAAUUUGACUCCUCGGAAGCGGUGCAGCUCCUGAGAAACCUAGGAAUUCUUAAAGAACACAAGGAUAGACUGUCUGUGUUACCAUUAGAGGCAGCCAUUAAAAAUCUUCCUCGGCAGCCAUUUUCUGUCAUUGUCAGGGCUAAUGAGGUGUCUCUAAAUGAAGGAAUGGACAGGGAUGAGUUUCUGGAAUCAGAAAGACAAUACAAACGGGAUGACGUGAAGUCGAUGAAAUAUGGCUGGUUCUCCCGGUUCCUAUGAUCCAGGCAUGCAGGCAGUGAAUUGACCACACAGUACAAAAUUGGUGCCUUUCGGUCAACAACAUUUUAAUGCCCCUAUGAAAUUAAGAUAAUCUUUCAUUACUCUGCAUGAAAAUCGGUAGUUUAACUCCAUGAUUAUAGCGCAAGGUGUUUAAAAAAUGUAUUACCUGGUACCAAUAUUUUGAAUAAUGAUACAUAGAAUAUUUAUGUGAUCUGAAAAGUCAUUUAUGAUUCUAUAAAUUUGUCUCUGUGUAAGGAAUUAUUAUUGCUAGUUCAUGGUAAACAUUUCAGUUGUGCAUACAUGUUUUGUAGGUACUAAUCAUUUACAUAUCAAAGCUUUCCAUGAUAAUCCACAAAAGACACUGAAUAUAACUGGCAUCAGUAUUUCUUCAUGAUGUUGACUAUCAGAAUUUGUUGACCAGUGGGUAUAAAACCCUAGAUAUCUGUGAUCAAAGAAGUAUUUGAGUUGUACAGGCAGUGUCAAUACCUCCAUGCUGCCUGGAUGUAUGACUUAAGAAAAAAUAUAUUUCAGUGCACUUCGACAGAUAAACCAGAAGUGUAUCGAAUUUUGUCGGCAUAUUUAUUGGUGGAGAUUGUGAUUGAGUUUGUUAUGAUUUUAUGUUGGGAUCUGCUAUUAAAUGUGAAUUAAGUUGUGUGAACUAUUUUGUCUCUUAUCUCGGAAUACUUUAUUAAAGCUGAUGUGAUUAAAUGAGAUAAAUUUCA